Messenger RNA from Malassezia pachydermatis, 1596 nucleotides. RefSeq names its product mitochondrial dna helicase. The record is from RefSeq and is a predicted model, not a curated record. Gene Ontology annotation, biological process: telomere maintenance; DNA repair. Gene Ontology annotation, molecular function: ATP hydrolysis activity; DNA helicase activity. Bases 1 to 1596 code for a protein of 531 amino acids. The transcript has 3 exons. NCBI's taxonomy places the organism in Eukaryota, Fungi, Basidiomycota, Malasseziomycetes, Malasseziales, Malasseziaceae.
AUGGCUUCGCCAAGUGACGAGGAACCCCGGUCUGCGUUGCGCAUGCUGAAGCGGUCAUGGAGCACAUCCGAGCGCCGAAGUCAAAGCCCUGAAAAGCCCUUGGCCCCAACAACGCCCAGUACGCCUAUGCGUGAAGUGGAUGGCAACAUUCAGGCUGGCGUCACACAUACCAUCAAGCAACGAAAGUUUGAUGAGAGUUGGACACCUUUUCUUACCAAUAGAGUACCACAAGGAGCCUCUGUAAAAGGUACACUGGCUGUAAAGCCCUCCAGCAAAGCGCUUUCGUCGGCCACUCUCGACUCCCUUGUGCGACCGUUGGCACGAACAUCUCGCUCGCCCUCCCCGGUGAAGGAAUCCGUUUAUGUGCCUGAGGAAAACAGGAUGAAAGCGAAGGUGUUCUUAUCACCAGAGCAACAGCGGGUGCUGGAAGCUGUGGUCCAGCAGGGCCAGAGUGUCUUUUUCACAGGGUCGGCUGGGGCUGGCAAGUCACACCUUCUUCGCCAAAUCAUCCGUGAUUUGCGCGAGAAAUACCGCCUAAAAUCCGAUGCUGUGGCUGUGACAGCCUCGACAGGUAUUGCGGCGUGCAAUAUUGGUGGUAUUACGCUGCACAGUUUUGGCGGUGUGGGUCUCGCUAAAGAGACACCGGAGCGCUUGUUGACUGUGAUUCGCCGCAACCGCAAGGCCACGACGAGGUGGAUGCGUACACAAGUACUGAUUAUUGAUGAAAUCUCUAUGAUUGAUCCUAAACUGUUUGAUAAGCUGGAGCAAAUUGCGCGGAUGCUGCGCAAGUCGACCAAGCCAUUUGGUGGCAUUCAAAUCGUUGCGACCGGCGAUUUUUUCCAGCUGCCGCCCGUGUCGCCCGGUGGUGAUGUGCAAUUUGUCUUCGAAUCGGCCAAGUGGCAUGAGGUUAUCCAGAAGAUGUACAAUUUGACGCAAGUGUUCCGUCAGAAAGACCAGACCUUUGUGCGCAUGCUGAACGAGAUGCGUAUGGGCAAGCUGUCGGCGGAUACUGUGCAAGCGUUUGCCAAACUAGAGCGCGUCCCUGAGCUACCUGAAGGCAUUACACCCACCGAACUGUACCCAUUACGUCGUGAUGUGGAAAAGGCAAACCGUGAUCGCUUAGAUGCACUCCCCUCCGAGUUGCGUGUGUAUACCAGUCUGGAUGGCGGUACACUUCCACCAGACCAGCGUGAGCGUGUGCUGGAAAACUUUAUGGCGCCACGCUAUGUCCAUCUCAAAAAAGGAGCGCAAGUGAUGCUCAUCAAAAACCUUUUCAAAGAUCUAGCGAAUGGAUCGGUGGGUACCGUGAUUGAUUUCAUGGACGAGAGUACCUAUCUUGAUACAUACGGCGAAGAUAGCCUUCGCAUUGAUGUGCCGGAAGAUCUGCUGUCGAACGCGGAGCGAGCCCCCGGCGCAACUCGUUCGACGCAUGCGGGCAAUGACAAGGAUGCUCGUCCUGCUGCGCGAUGGCCUCUGGUUCGUUUCCACCUGCCCAAUGGUCUUGUUCGCGAUCAGCUUCCAUCCAAGGUCAUGGCUCAUCCCAAAGUCAUUCGUUGGAACCAAAAUCAAUUUGGAAGCACGUCUUUAACUACAUAG